Aphanomyces invadans is the source of this 2066-nucleotide messenger RNA. RefSeq names its product CAMK/CAMKL/AMPK protein kinase, variant 2. The transcript is spliced from 8 exons. The record is from RefSeq and is a predicted model, not a curated record. The coding region runs from base 648 to 1835 and encodes 395 amino acids. Gene Ontology annotation, molecular function: protein serine/threonine kinase activity; ATP binding. Lineage: Eukaryota; Oomycota; Saprolegniomycetes; Saprolegniales; Verrucalvaceae. Gene Ontology annotation, cellular component: cytoplasm. Gene Ontology annotation, biological process: protein phosphorylation; intracellular signal transduction.
GGCGGCUCCACGCGAAAGAGAUUCCACGAGGAAGCAGAGCGCCGCGCGAGCACGAUGAGCAGCCAUGAUGUGCCGGUUCAACUGGGGUAUUACCGUCUCGGAGAGACUUUGGGAACAGGAUCGUUUGGGAAAGUCAAGCUGGCCGAGCACAUGAUAACAGGACACAAGGUUGCGAUCAAGAUCUUGAAUCGCAACAAGAUUCGUUCGCUUGACAUGAGCGAGAAGGUGCGACGCGAGAUCGGGUUGCUGCGGAAGAUGCAGCACCCGCACAUCAUUCGGCUGUACGAAGUCAUCGAUACUCCCACAGACAUCUUCAUGGUGCUCGAGUACGUCGCUGGUGGCGAGUUGUUCGACUACAUCGUGUCGAAAGGACGGGUACAUUCAUGUCUUCCUCGUCGUCAGCACGAAUCAAGCUUGUGUCUCGAGCACGGUCGCUAGAUGGGGUUCUUGCCCAACCUUCUCUCAUAAUGAUCCAUCCUCCCACGUAGCUGUCUCCCGACGAAGCGCGGCACUUUUUCCAUCAGAUCGUGUCCGGUGUCGAGUAUUGUCACUUCCACCGCGUCGUGCAUCGCGACCUCAAGCCCGAGAACCUCCUCCUCGACGGUGACAACAAUGUCAAGAUCGCCGACUUUGGGCUGUCCAACACGAUGAAGGACGGCGAGUUUCUGCGAACGUCGUGCGGUUCCCCCAACUACGCCGCGCCCGAAGUCAUCUCUGGGAACCUAUAUGCCGGGCCGGAAGUCGACGUGUGGUCGUGUGGCGUGAUUCUGUACGCGCUUUUGUGCGGCGCGCUUCCAUUCGACGACGAGAGCAUUCCAAACCUGUUCAAGAAGAUCCGUGGCGGCAUGUACAGUCUGCCUUCGCACUUGUCGGACGACGCACGCGAUUUGAUUCCUCGCAUGUUGGUUGUGGACCCGAUGAAGCGCAUCACGAUUCCCGAGAUUCGGCAGCAUCCGUGGUUCCAAACCAACCUGCCGCCGUACUUGCAGCAUCCCCCGGAAGCGGUCGAACACGAAGCGCGCAAGGUGGACGAGGAAGUCGUGGCCAAGUGCUUGACGCUGCAAUUUCCUGGAGGCAUGUCCAGGGACCAAGUGGUGCAAUCGAUCGAGCGCGACGAGCGCACGCCGGUCCGAGUCGCAUACGACCUCGUGCUGGACCACAAGAACGCCAAGAUCCGUAUCGACGAGCUGCGCAACGUCAAGCGCCAUGACAACCAGCCCAAGACGUUCUCUCCACCAGACCCGACCUUGCUCGUGCCAGGCCGAGGACCGAUUCCGAUGGCCGCGUCGCCGAUGAUCGCGGCGUCCCCGGGGGAUGCCAUGCGCCAGUUUGGCGGGCGGACUCCGCUCACGCGCGGGCCGCCCGCCAUGCCGUCGGUGCAGCACAUGAACGAUGCCCUUGCGGAGAAGAAGCGUCGGCGAUGGUACUUGGGCAUCCAGUCCAAGAAGGAGCCGGCCCACGUCAUGUCGGAGGUGUACAAGGCGCUGCUUGUCCUCCAUUUCGAGUGGAAGGUGCUGGCGCCGUACCGCGUCAAGUGUCGGUGGCAGCCGCCGCUCGCGUUUGCGCCGUCGACCGGUCCAUCGCACGCCAAGCCGAUCAAGAUUGGGCUGCAGCUGUACAAGGUCCAGCAGCACAUUUACCUCCUCGACUUUGAGAAUCUUGGCGGCGACGCCUUCACGUACAUGAAUCUGUGCGCGCGCAUCAUCACAGAACUCAAGACUCUCUCGGGCGCCGUCCGGUCGAUGGCGCCGCCCACCGACAUGCACGCUCCUCCCGUCGGCCAUCCAUCGCAUCCCCAUCAGCUCCACAACCCCCACAUCAACUUGCAUGGAUGACAAAGCACGAGGGAAUAAUCGACCGGUCCAAGGUCGAUGAUGGCACUCGGUGGUGGUACGCACGCGGCGUCGUCGAGCCAACAGCUACGUCAGAGAGGUCGCACGAUAAUACGAAAAUGCGUGGUCGAUCGGUGGGAUGCUGAUGCCAUGCCAGGGUGAGAGCCAUGCCGCGUCGACGUGCAGCCAAGACCGUCAUGUUCGCCACGAACGAUGCAAACGGGUCGUCUAGUG